AUGUUAAGUAUCAUCAAAUAUAUCAGCUGUUUCUUCGUAAUUUUGUACAGUGUUGUCAAAGAAAUCUUUAAAAAAAUUGUCCCAUCAAAGCCUAAGAACAUAAGCGGGAAGGUAGUGCUGAUAACCGGGGCAGGUGGGGGUAUUGGAAGGCAACUGGCCCUCAAGUUCGCUGCCCAGAAGACUAAACUGGCCUUACUAGACAUUGAUAAAGCGACAUGUGACGAGACGGCCAGCCAGGUGUCGGCCCUGAAUGCCCCCUGCCACUCGUACGUGUGUGACGUUUCCAAGAAGGAGAAUGUGGCGAGGGUGGCUCAGAUGGUUCGCAGGGAUCUGGGGGAGGUAGACAUCCUUGUUAACAACGCCGGAGUCAUCAACUAUAAGAACUUCAGGAACCAGACUGAGGAAGAUAUCAAAAGAAUUGUCAACGUCAAUUUGAUGGCCAUGUUUUGGACAAUCCAAGAGUUCCUGCCAGAGAUGUACAGAAGAAAUGAUGGGCACAUUGUUAAUGUGUCUUCAGUGGCGGGCUGCAUAGGCAUUGGAAACAUGGAAGAUUAUACAGCCACAAAGUAUGCAGUGAGGGGCUUGUCCGAAGCCCUGGCACACGAGUUCAGCCACAAAAUGACCAACCUGCACGUCUCCAUCGUGUACCCAACUGGCGUUGACACCCCCUUGGUCCAUAGGUGCAUUCCCGAUAAAGACAUGUUAUUUAUGUUCAUGUCUCCCGAGAAAGCCGCGCAGAUAAUACUGGACGGUGUGCUGACCAACAAGUUACACAUCUUUGUGCCCAGCCACCUCUGGUUGGUAGCGGCACUGAACAAGUUAGUUCAGCAACAAAUUCAACACGCAGCAUUUGUUUCCAUCUAA
Molecule: messenger RNA, 864 nt
Organism: Helobdella robusta
Lineage: Eukaryota; Metazoa; Annelida; Clitellata; Rhynchobdellida; Glossiphoniidae
Exons: 5
Coding region: 1-864 (287 amino acids)
Cellular component (GO): lipid droplet
Molecular function (GO): oxidoreductase activity, acting on the CH-OH group of donors, NAD or NADP as acceptor
Source: RefSeq, a predicted model, not a curated record